Molecule: messenger RNA, 1622 nt
Organism: Aplosporella prunicola CBS 121167
Lineage: Eukaryota; Fungi; Ascomycota; Dothideomycetes; Botryosphaeriales; Aplosporellaceae
Exons: 3
Coding region: 253-1215 (320 amino acids)
Source: RefSeq, a predicted model, not a curated record
CUACAGUUUGUACUCACAGCGAGCCAUUCGAAAACGUCUGGGGGCUCUACUCCACGUGGUUCUCUCCAAGGAAACAACAGACAUUGCGACUGUGCUUGCCAGGAUGAGCGACCUCGCGGACAGCAAGGCGGAAGGCAUGCGACCGGACGACACCGCGACGCCAUCGUAACGUCACCAUCAAUCUACACUACAACACAUGGAAGACCGAUACAAUGCAUCACGGCAACCUCAAUCCUCCUUCCCAUCACAAACAUGGCUUUCAAGACUGUCGCACUCUUCGGCGCUAAUGGCCAGAUCGGCGACUCGAUCCUACGCGCGCUGCUACACUGCAAGAAGCAAGACUUCGACAUCGUCGCCUUCAUCCCUCCCGAUACCUCGCUGGAGAGCGGCCAAGAAGACCGCAAGGUCACGGUCAAGAGCUUCGAUCUCAACAAGCUGUCGAGGGAGGGGCUGACGCGGGACCUGAAAGGCGUUGAUGCCUUGGUCAGCGCGCUGAACGGGAAAGCUCUUGAGGCACAGCCUACAAUCCAAGAUGCGGCAGCCGGCGCUGGCGUGAAGCGUUAUUACCCUAGCGAGUAUGGCAUGCAUAACAUCUAUCGUAAGCCCGGUGAUCCGCAGGGAUACGUUCAUCCGAUGUGGGACUUGAAAGCUCGGUUGAACGAGCAUGUGGUUCUCCAUCCCGCAAUCCUUGAGGGCAAAAUGACAUACACCGUCAUUGGUUGCGGCGACUUCUACAACCAAGAUCGCGAAACCGUCUGGUGUCCCUGGACGCAGAAAGACGUGAAGGAGUACACGCUCCAUAUCAUCGGCGACCCUGACGCCAAAGCGCAAUACACGCACCUGGACGACUUCGCAAGUUACCUCGUCGCGACGCUCUGUGAGCCCGACAAGUCCGAGAACGCGUACCUCAACUUCCCCAGCGAUACGAUCUCACAUAACGAGAUCGCCGCACUGCUCGAGAAGUACACGGGCAAGCCGGUCAAGAGGGAUAUUUACCCUGAGGAGGAGAUGCACAAGAUCAUUGCGGACCCGUCUAAAGCGCCGAAAGAGCUGACAAAAAGCGCAUUCCCUGUCGACUUCUGGUUUUUGGUUAAGGGUGCGCAGGGGCAGGGCAGGUUUCUUCGGCCUCCGGGGCAGAUCCACAAUCAUCUUUUCCCCGAGGUGCAGACAACUACAUUCGAGAAGUACUUUCAGCAGCGUUACGGAAAGGUAUGAACAACCCAUGUUGGACUCUUCGCGUAGCAACAUGCGUUGACGCGAAGUACAUCAAGCUUCACGCAAAGCUAUGAACGCGAUUGCUUCUCUUGUCCAGCGGAAUGAAGACGGAAAAUGAUGCAGAACGAGUACACUGCUUUCCUGCUUCACGAAUUUUUACAUUGGAUAUUUGUUUCCCUCUCGCAAGGAAGUCUCGACAUCUCCGGCGACAGAGUUUUCUGCAGUCGAACCAUGCUUUGUUUCUUUUCGACACUUAAACACCAUGUUCGAUUUACCAACGAAGACCUGCCCGGUAUCGCUGGAAUCAAGAUUCUCAAAGCCAUGCGAUAGAAAAGUGAUGGCAAACACACCACUUCCACAGUCUUUCCGGGAUAUACGAUACUGCAAUGACCAUUUUCUUCAGCCAA